AUGACUAAAGAAAAAAAAUGGGAAAAAGUUAUUGAAUAUUCUGAUAAGGUAAUAAUUAUUUCCAACUCUUAACAAGUAUGUAUUUCUUGAUGUUUGCCUUACUUAAGCUGUAACUGCUAGUUUCCGCAGCUUCAAGUACGUUUAGUUUUUUAUUCUCCUAGGCUUUGGAAGUACAUCCGGAGAAUGUUAAGGCAUUGUUUCGAAAGGGACAAGCAUAUUAUCAUGUGAAGAAUUGGGACAAAGCAUUUGAGGCCAUACAGCAGGCCAGAAAGAUAGAACCAGAUGGUUAGUUUGUGUGAUGUUUUUGUUCAGGUUAAGCCUUUAAGUGGCAAUGCAGGCCUGAUGUGCGAGCUGCUUUAUUAUUUUACUCUGUCUAAUAUGCCAGACAAUUUUACUCAUGAAGGGAAGAGUGGUGCCACUCAAUGGUUUACUGUAUUAAAGGCCCAUUUCCACUCAGGAAAAUUUUCCGCUGAAAGAAAAUUUUGUAAAAUGUGAUUGGCCGACACAAAUUUUCCGUCAGAAAAAAAAUUUCAAAAAAUUUUCUGUUCAUGGAAAUUUUUCUUGAGUGGAAAUGGGUAAUUCCAGAAAACAUCCAUACCACUCCCAUGGAGGAAAUUGGAAGUUAACCCCCCUACCCCCUUCGGAUGUCCUAAUACAUUUACUAUUAUCAGAAACAAUUUUGUCUCCCCUCCCCCUCCAGUUGGCAAAAAUGUCCUCCGUGGGGGGAGUGUGGAUCUUUUCUGGAACAACCCAAUGGGCCUUUAAUUUAGAACUUAGAAAAUAGUACCAAACAACUUUGCCCAAAUUGUAUUAGUUUGAAUUUAGAUGUAAUCAAAUUCCAAUUCUUUUCGUAUGUAGAUGCCAAUAUAAAGAAAUAUCUAAGUAAACUACAGCAAGAGCUCAACAAAUACAGAGAGAAACAGAAGGCAAUGUAUGCUGCAAUGUUUAAAAAAUAA
This is a messenger RNA of Paramuricea clavata, 956 nucleotides long. Lineage: Eukaryota; Metazoa; Cnidaria; Anthozoa; Malacalcyonacea; Plexauridae. The record is from the annotation of a GenBank genome assembly.